Lampris incognitus (smalleye Pacific opah) is the source of this 2444-nucleotide messenger RNA. RefSeq names its product myocilin (gene myoc). The coding region runs from base 390 to 1838 and encodes 482 amino acids. Gene Ontology annotation, biological process: signal transduction; osteoblast differentiation. The record is from RefSeq and is a predicted model, not a curated record. Lineage: Eukaryota; Metazoa; Chordata; Actinopteri; Lampriformes; Lampridae. Gene Ontology annotation, cellular component: Golgi apparatus. The transcript is spliced from 5 exons.
CCCUUUUUCCUCCCUUCCAGAAUGUAUAAAUAUCUGUGAGCUGUUGAGCAGGGCUCAGUGUUACGGACCUGUCCUGAGAGGAAACAGAACAAGAAAAAGAAAGACAAGAAGAAGAAGAAGAGAGUACAAGACAAAAAGAUCAUCCGAUAAGAGCAUGAAAAGAAGAGAUACCUGAGAAAGUCAUAGAAAAACUAGGACUGUGUUGAAAGUGAUAAGACGAGGAAUCCAGUGCAGAGGUGAGAAAGAGGAGAGCAGUUUUUCCACACCUGCUUAGAGAAGAGAGUGAAGAAGAAGAGUGAACAUACCCACCAGAGAGUGGUAUAGAGAGGAGCCUUCAGAACAAACCAGUACAUUUAAGCCCUCAUCUGAGUAGAAGAGCCAUUUCCAGCAUGUUACUGCUUCUGUACGUGUGCAUGUGCACACUGCUGCUGAAAGGUGAAGCUCAGGACCGAGCGUCUCUGUGGAGGGGGAAUGAUCGAAACGGGCGAUGCCUCUACACCUUCACCGUGCCCAGCCCCAGCGAGGCCAGCUGCCCCCAAACUGGAGGUCCAGAGGUGGAGGGUCUGAAGGCCAGACUCAGCCUGCUGGAGGCACUGGUGUCCAGACUGACUGGGGGGGAGAUCGGGGUCCCCGGAGCCGGGACAUCUGCAAGUCCUGCAUCUCUGUCUGGGCUUCAGGAGGCUCUGAACCGGGCCAUGGGAGAGAGGAGUCUGCUGCAGGGCGAGAAAGAGCGUCUUGAGAGGGAGGUGGAGGGGCUGCAGCGCAGGUUGGAUGAGACGAAGCGGGAGACGGAGAAGCUGAGGAACAGACCGUGUCCCCCACACACGGCCCCAGUGCCAGUGAGCCCCCAGCUGCAGGACAGUGGAAUGAUGAGACCCGCAGGAGUAUCCAGUUCUAUGUCUCACCUGAUCGGCAGACCCAACAGGCAUGGAGACACCAGCAGUUUGAGAGACCCUGCAUGGCACUAUGGACAUCCAGGGUUUCAGGAGCUCAAGGCAGAGGUAACAGAAGUACCUGCUCCCGAUGCCUCUGAAGACAGCACAGGCUGCGGGGAGCUGGUUUUAGUGGGUGAGCCAGUCAUUCACAGGAAGGCCGACAACAUAGCUGGUAAAUACGGUGUGUGGAUGCAGGAUCCAGAGGCAAUGUCCCCCUACGGACCCAGGAUGGUAUGGCGCAUUGACACUGUGGGCUCGGAUGUUCGCAAGCUCUUUGGAUAUGAAGACAUGGAACAGCUCUCCAAAGGCUUUCCCACCAAGGUGCUGUUGUUGCCAGAGGCAGUGGAGAGCAACGGGGCCACUCUAUACCGAGGCUCACUGUACUAUCAGAGACGCCGCAGCCGCACCAUUCUCCGCUAUGACCUGGCCUCCGAGAGCAUUGCUGCCCGCCGCGACCUGCCCCACGCUGGCUUCCAUGGCCAGUUCCCUUACUCCUGGGGUGGCUACACUGAUAUCGACCUGUCGGUGGAUGAACAGGGGAUGUGGGCUGCCUACUCCACCAAUAAGGCCAAAGGAGCCAUCGUGAUCUCCCAGCUGGACCCGCAUAGCCUGGAGGUGAAGAAGAGCUGGGAGACCAACAUCAGGAAGAACUCCGUGGCCAACUCCUUCAUCAUCUGCGGCAAGCUGUACACUGUGGCCAGCUACACGUCACCCAACACCACCAUCAACUAUAUGUAUGACACUGAAACCAGCCAGGGAAAGGCCAUGGCUAUACCCUUCAGGAACAAGUUCCGCUACAACAGCAUGAUUGACUACAACCUCGCUCAAAGAAAGCUCUUUGCCUGGGACAGCUUCCACAUUGUGUCCUAUACCAUAAAGAUGGGGCCCAAGCAGGUCAACUAGGGCCAAAGGUUUGAGAGACACUGAAAGUGAUUGGUCAACCCACAUAAGUAACAGGGUGCGAAUGACAAUCUCUCAUCUGUCCGGCUUCAAAGACUUAGAGCUUCAGAGCAUAUCAGUGUAGUGGUCAGAAUGUGAGACACCAUCUUUAGUCAUGUGUAAAAUAGCUGAACUACCAAAUUGCAGUGUGAGGUAAAGGGUCCCCCCUCACCCCCGCCAAUCUCUUGUUUUUCUCCUAAGUGGGAAGGCUUUCAAGGUGGCACAGUCCACCGACAUGUUUAUAGAGUAAUUAUUUUUCUACUGUCUUUACAUCAGUUGUGUGAUUUUGAUCUUUUCAUGAAUACCUACAGAGGGCAGAAUGGUUUUCAACAAAUAAAAGCAAUUCCACCACAGAGGAGGGGUACAGAAUGCAUAAAGCCCCAAAAGCAAUAAAGAAACCUGUGGCGUGUCAAGCUCCCUACAGUGAUUCACCAGUUAAACAUGUUUGUCGUCAAACAUACUGCUUCCUCCCUUGGCAUGUAUUGAACUGUUGCAUGUGCCUAUGCAUUGUAGUCAUCACUCGGUGUUGUUCAAAUUCAUCAUGUAAUAAAACAUGUUCCUAAACCAUCA